CGCACCGCUUGCCCAAACCCUAAAACCGGCCCCCCUCCUCUACCCCAAAACCAAACUCGUUCGAGAAAAAUCGGCACUGUGCUUACUGAUCUCAGUUCCGCAAACUCAAAAACCCUAGUUCCUCUCUCUUCGCUUCUCUCUCUUUCUAUCUGGUAUCUUAUAGGACAAUGGGUUUUCAACUGCAAUCGUAUGGGAUCCAAUCGAUGCUGAAGGAAGGGCACAAGCAUCUCUCUGGCCUCGACGAAGCUGUCCUCAAAAACAUCGAUGCUUGCAAAGAGCUCUCCACGAUCACUCGAACUUCUCUUGGUCCCAAUGGGAUGAACAAAAUGGUCAUCAAUCAUUUGGACAAACUGUUUGUAACAAAUGAUGCAGCCACUAUUGUUAAUGAGCUUGAGGUCCAGCAUCCUGCUGCUAAAAUAUUGGUUCUAGGUGGCAAGGCUCAACAGGAGGAGAUUGGGGAUGGUGCUAAUCUCACUGUUUCUUUUGCUGGGGAACUACUUCAGAAUGCAGAGGAGCUUAUUAGGAUGGGGCUUCAUCCCAGUGAGAUCAUUAGUGGUUAUACAAAGGCUAUUAAGAAGGUGCUCGAAAUUUUAGAUGAAUUGGUGGAAAAGGGAUCAGAAACUAUGGAUGUGAGAAAUAAAGAUGAAGUUAUUACCCGGAUAAAGUCUGCUGUUGCUAGCAAGCAGUUUGGUCAAGAAGAUAUUUUGUGCCCACUUAUUGCUGAUGCAUGCAUUCAAGUCUGCCCCAAGAAUCCCACAAACUUCAAUGUUGACAAUGUUCGAGUUGCAAAGCUUGUUGGUGGUGGUCUUCACAAUUCUUCAAUAGUUCGUGGUAUGGUUUUGAAAACUGAUGCUGUUGGAAGUAUAAAGAAAGUGGAAAAGGCGAAGAUUGCUGUGUUUGUUGGAGGCGUCGAUACAUCUGCAACCGAGACCAAAGGAACUGUUCUUAUACAUAAUGCUGAAGAGUUAGAGAAUUAUGCUAAAACUGAAGAAGCUAAAGUUGAGGAGCUAAUAAAGGCUGUUGCAGAUUCAGGUGCAAAAGUUGUUGUUAGUGGAGCUGCAGUUGGCGAGAUGGCUUUACAUUUUUGUGAGCGUUACAAACUCAUGGUUCUAAAGAUUAGUUCAAAGUUUGAAUUACGAAGGUUUUGCCGUACAACGGGUGCUGUAGCUCUUCUGAAACUCAGCCAACCAAAUCCUGAUGACCUGGGUUAUGCGGACUCAGUUUCAGUGGAGGAAAUUGGAGGCUCACGGGUAACUGUUGUGAAAAAUGAAGAAGGGGGAAACUCAGUUUCGACAGUAGUCUUACGAGGUAGCACUGAGAGUAUACUAGAUGACCUUGAAAGGGCUGUUGAUGAUGGUGUCAAUACAUACAAGGCAAUGUGUAGGGACAGCCGUAUUGUUCCUGGGGCUGCUGCAACUGAAAUAGAACUAGCCAGAAAAUUGAAGGAGUUCUCCUUUAAAGAAACAGGAUUGGACCAGUAUGCCAUAGCCAAAUUUGCUGAAAGCUUUGAGAUGGUACCUAAAACCCUAGCUGAAAAUGCUGGGCUUAACGCGAUGGAGAUCAUUUCUUCCUUGUAUGCCGAACAUGCAGCUGGAAACCCCAAGGUUGGUAUCGAUCUGGAAGGAGGGGUCUGCAAGGACAUUUCAGCCAUGAAAAUCUGGGAUCUUUAUGUCACCAAGUUCUUUGCUCUCAAGUAUGCUGCCGAUGCUGCCUGCACUGUUCUCCGAGUUGAUCAGAUCAUAAUGGCUAAACCAGCAGGAGGGCCAGCAAGGAGAGAUCAACCUGCCGGCAUGGAUGAGGACUAGACUAGUGUGAUUUUUAAGCAAUUUUUACUGCUAGAAAGAAGCUGGGUGAUUUUGAAGCUUUUGUUUGUGUGCGUGCAGAGCAUACUGAAAUUUGAUCCUCAUUCUUAUAGAAGAUGUGAGCACAAAAAGGCUGAACCUUUUGUUGUAUCCGGAAUUACAUCUUAGUUUGAGUAGUGGUUGGCCAUUUAUCUUGUAGCACUUCAGCGAAAUUUGUAAUAGUCAGAAUAUUUUGUUGCCCUUUGUGAUGUUAGGCAUUGUGGUUCAGCAUUUUGCUCAUCUUUGAGUGCUUCCUGUGGUUCUAAUAGGCAGCAUCCUUUGUCAUUUAGUUGAUUGAAUGCUCAAUUUGUCCAUUAAAGCCAGUUUUAUCCGAUUGUUGUC
Messenger RNA from Asparagus officinalis (garden asparagus), 2183 nucleotides. Its product is annotated as T-complex protein 1 subunit theta. Lineage: Eukaryota; Viridiplantae; Streptophyta; Magnoliopsida; Asparagales; Asparagaceae. Gene Ontology annotation, biological process: protein folding. The transcript is spliced from 13 exons. Bases 168 to 1805 code for a protein of 545 amino acids. The record is from RefSeq and is a predicted model, not a curated record. Gene Ontology annotation, cellular component: chaperonin-containing T-complex. Gene Ontology annotation, molecular function: ATP-dependent protein folding chaperone; ATP hydrolysis activity; ATP binding.